CGGAGGGUUCUGCCCUUCGUAAAGAUGGCCGCGGAGGCUUUUGGAGCCAACUGGGAGUGCAGUGUGCGUUUUCUGGAGCAUGGGCAGAGAAGACAGGAAGAAGCGUAGCAUUCGUGAGCACCGAUUGGCUGAAGCGAGAAGUUCCCGGGAGCUGACUGGCUCCGUCAUUCGCGGGAAGGAGUUUGUGGCGCCAGAGAAAAGUAGCUAGAGCGGCGCAGUAGCGGCCGCGUUCUGUGGUUUUCCGUGAUUCCCCCAGACCCGAACCUUCUCGGCCUCGUUGCGGAAAAUCGCGACCAAGAUGUGGAACAGUGGAUUCGAAAGCUAUGGCAGCUCCUCAUAUGGGGGAGCCGGCGGCUACACGCAGUCCCCGGGUGGCUUUGGAUCGCCCGCACCUUCUCAGGCCGAAAAGAAAUCAAGAGCCCGAGCCCAGCACAUUGUACCCUGUACUAUAUCUCAGCUGCUUUCUGCCACUUUGGUUGAUGAAGUGUUCAGAAUUGGGAAUGUUGAGAUUUCACAGGUCACUAUUGUGGGGAUCAUCAGACAUGCAGAGAAGGCUCCAACCAACAUUGUUUACAAAAUAGAUGACAUGACAGCUGCACCCAUGGACGUUCGCCAGUGGGUUGACACAGAUGAUGCCAGCAGUGAAAACACUGUGGUUCCUCCAGAAACAUAUGUGAAAGUGGCAGGCCACCUGAGAUCUUUUCAGAACAAAAAGAGCCUGGUAGCCUUUAAGAUCAUGCCCCUGGAGGAUAUGAAUGAGUUCACCACACAUAUUCUGGAAGUGAUCAAUGCACACAUGGUACUAAGCAAAGCCAGCAGCCAGCCCUCAGCAGGGAGAGCACCUAUCAGCAAUCCAGGAAUGAGUGAAGCAGGGAACUUCGGUGGGAAUAGCUUCAUGCCAGCAAAUGGCCUCACUGUGGCCCAAAACCAGGUAUUGAAUUUGAUUAAGGCUUGUCCAAGACCUGAAGGGUUGAACUUUCAGGAUCUCAGGAACCAGCUGAAACACAUGUCUGUAUCUUCAAUCAAGCAAGCUGUGGAUUUUCUGAGCAAUGAGGGGCACAUCUAUUCUACUGUGGAUGAUGACCAUUUUAAAUCCACAGAUGCAGAAUAACUGGAUCUAAUUGGGUACCUGAGAUAUUUUACAGCUGGACCUAGUUUCACACUCUGUUGUCUCCGGCUCGGCAUAUGUUUGGCCACGUGGCUUGUAGGAAGUAGGUUUCAUCUAUCAAAGGUCUCCUCUGACAUCCUUUUGAAACUUACUGCUCUUCUGUUUUGUUUUGUUUUGUUUGAAGCUCAGAGGGAGAUGGGCAAUUGACAGGGAUGCAAUCCAGGGUGGGAUUUCUUGAGGAAGUUACAAAUAAGCUUGUUACCACAUCAAGAUAGAUGGAAUUGGAAGGAUGCUACCAGGAGAGUACUUACAUAGUGCUCGGGAGUUUCUCUUCUUAAAAGUUUGCUGCUGAAAGAUGAGCAGGACCAGGGCCUUGUAGGCAGAGCCCUAGCCAAGAAACUGGCUGGUCUCUGCGUGUUUUUGUUUCCCACUUUGGUUGUGUGGCAUUACUUUCAGAAUUGCACUUUCCUGCUUGUCAUGACUGCUUGACACACUUGUCAUGACGUGUGUUUCUGUGAACAUGAAGUUCUGCGGUGGUGGCCUCCAGGGGCAGAGGAAAGGAAGAAGUGUUACUGCGUUUUGUACAAAAUAAGUACAUUCAUAUGUUUAAUAAAACAGUUCUGUUGUAGUAACUUGUAAAAA
Piliocolobus tephrosceles (Ugandan red Colobus) is the source of this 1750-nucleotide messenger RNA. RefSeq names its product replication protein A2 (gene RPA2). Gene Ontology annotation, cellular component: DNA replication factor A complex; chromosome, telomeric region; site of double-strand break. Gene Ontology annotation, biological process: nucleotide-excision repair; DNA replication; double-strand break repair via homologous recombination. The record is from RefSeq and is a predicted model, not a curated record. Lineage: Eukaryota; Metazoa; Chordata; Mammalia; Primates; Cercopithecidae. Gene Ontology annotation, molecular function: single-stranded DNA binding.